AUGGCGCCCCAAGAUUCUUUCAUAGAAGAGGAGGAGGAUACCUGCCCUCUUUGUAUCGAGGAGUUUGAUCUCUCCGAUCGGAAUUUUCGACCAUGUCCUUGCGGCUACCAGGUCUGCCAGUUCUGCUUCAACAACAUCAAGAAUAAUAUGAAUGGGCUAUGUCCCGCAUGUCGACGACCUUACGACGAGAAGACCAUACAGUGGAAAGUCGUGACGCAGGAAGAAGUCGCCGAGUUCCGUGCCAACAUACAAAAGAACCAAAAGAAGCGAGCCCAAGAGCAACGACAAAAGGAAGUCCAGAAACGCGAGGCCGAGAAGGAGAACCGUAAGAAUCUCAUCGGAGUGCGUGUCGUGCAGAAGAACUUGGUCUAUAUCACAGGCCUCGCCCCUACCGUGCGCGAAGACGAACUACUCAAGACGUUGCGAAAGCCCGAAUUCUUCGGCCAGUACGGCAACAUCCAGAAGAUUUCGAUUAGUAACCGGAAGAGCUCGGAUGGCCAACACCAGUCGCUCGGCAUUUACGUGACGUUUGAGCGCCCCGAAGAAGCGACACGUUGCAUUCAGGCCGUCCACGGUUCCCAGAACGGUGACCGGAUUCUCAAGGCCCAGCAUGGCACGACCAAAUACUGCUCUGCUUGGCUCAAGAACGAGAAAUGCGGCAACCCUGGAUGCAUGUUCUUGCACGAACAAGGUGACGAGGAGGAUAGCUAUUCGAGACAAGACCUGUCGUCCAUGAACAGCAUCCACACUCAGCGGCCUUUACCUGGCGGUGGGUCCUCGCGGUCUGCCUCUCGACAGCAGGCCCCUCAACCCACGCCGCCACCCGUCGUAUCCCAUCCCAUGACUCGCUCUGUUAGUAAGGAAGGGUCGGAGAAUGGCGUCGAUGGAUCGGCACUCCCGUCAUCUGCCAACUGGGCGCGGAAUCCUCAGCGAAGCCGUAGGGGUAGUCACGCUACUAGUGGUGCUGCGUCCAGCCCUGCUGUUUCGAUGUCGUUGCCUGUUACCGCAGAGGCCGUUCCGGAGGAAGCAGUGGAGGAUACCCAGGAGCCGGAAGCUGGCCCAUCGACAGCCAACAAGCCGAAGGAGCCAGAGCCUACGCCUGAACCAAUCAAGGAAACCAAGGGACUCCCCGAGAGCUCUCUCAAGGCUCUUUUGAAGGCGCUGCAGGGCUGCUCUCUUCCUCGCGUUGUUGACCCCGAUUCAGACGAUCUCGGCCCACCUUUGUUCGACGUCCGUGGCGGUGAGAAGCGCAAGGCUAUGCGCGAGGAGGAAGACUCCCGUUUAAGCGGAGAGCAGGAGGAGGCCGCCGAGGCUCGCGAGCCUUCAGAGGGAGAACCGGAGACAGGUGGAAGCUUGGCCCUUGGAGGUGAACCGGAGGAUCGCGACACAACUGGUGACAGCCGAGGCUUUGAUCGUCGACCCAGCACUCAGCCUCCUAUCCAACGAAGCACGACCGAUGGCAAUCCAGGCUCGCGGUCCAUGACACCUCAACAACUCUUCCUCCGAUCCCAGAGCGGGUUCAACGAUGUCCCUCCUGGCAUCUCCAACCAAGGACAAGGCAGCACCUUCCAGGGACAAGGUCACAACCGCCAAUCUUCCCGAUUCAGCUUUGCCAACGACAACGCGAGCUCGGCUACCAAUGUCAAGCUGGCUGCCAACCCGCGCAUCAUGGCUCAGCAGUCUUCCAUGAUGCCCAACUCGUUCCAGUCCCAGGGCAACAACCAGUUCUAUGGCACCUCUAUGCCAGGACCUCCCCCUGGCCUCAAGUCAACUGGCACCCCUCCUAGCAUGUUUGGCCAGUUUGGUGGUGGAUUUGGAGGUGCACCUAAGGACAACUCGACUGAGCUUCUUCAAAGUUUGAUCAACCGCAGGGGGGCAGGCAAUAACCAGGCCCAUGAUGCGGGAAAGCGUGAGUACCUGAUCUCUUCUUUUUCAAACCAGUACCCACCAUCCUCUACCUCCACCCCAGCUCCUGCUUCCGGCCAUCCGGCGUCGCUCUACGGUAACCAGCCCGGAGCAUUCCAAGACAUGGGUUCCAAGCAGAAGAAGAAGGGGAAGAAGCACAGACAUGCUAACACUUCCUCCUCUGGGGGGAGUGGUUUAGUAGAUCUUGCAGACCCGAGUAUCCUGCAGGCGCGAAUGCAGCACCAGUCUCAGGGCAACGCCGGAGUUGGACAGGGCUUGUUUGGUGGUCAGAGUCAAGAUGACGAGCUACCCUCUCUCGACGAGGCCAGGAAUUCAGUUGAUGCGCUGGUCGCAGAUGAUCCCAUCACGGAUUUAGAUGGACGCCGUUCAGUACCCCCAGGCCUAGCCCUUCCGCCAGGUCUACCUACGAACAUCUCCAGGCCGCCGUCCACCCCUGGCUCCUCGAGACUUCACCACGUUGUCCCUGCGCUGCCCAAGGUUCCACCUCCAGGAUUCCCACAGGGUGCUUUGACUCCGGAACACUCGCCCCGAAAGCCAGUCACGCCAAUCUCGGAAGCCAAGAAGAACCUCAAGUCUCUUGCAGCCGAGAGUGGCUUGUCAAAGGAGAUCACGGCACAGUCGCAAACUAAGCAGAUAAAGGGAACCGCCUUGCAAGACGAGGACUUCCCGGCUUUGGAUGCACUGAAGAACAAGGACCGGCCUAGCACACCGACACCAAAAGCAACCCCCAAGGCUAAGAGACAAGCAGAGAAGAUUGUCGACAAGCUUCUGGCAAAGGCCGGGCCCAGCCUGGAGACCAAGAGUCAGGAUGUGAAGCCGGCGAUGACCACAACGGCCGAGAAGAAGCCUGUUUCCAUUGAUACCCGGGCCGCAGGAGGUUCGCCCUCCAAGACUGGAGAGUCAUCGGCAACAACUGAGAAGUCGACGACAGAGCUCUCUGCUGCUUUCCCACCUCUCCCUACCCCUUCCGCCGCCGGUAUUUCAUCCCCUAUUACUCGCACUGCACCCAAGACGUUGCGUGUGGUUCCUACGCAAAGAGUAGAGGCGCCCCCGCCAGCUUCCCCUGCCUUGACGAUGGCCUCAGUUGCAUUGUCGGCGACAUCUAGAGUCAUCUCGGCUUCUUACAGACCCGAAACACCCGCCAGCGAGAUGGUUAGUGACACCGCCUCGGUGAUUUCGGCCUCUGUGACCCAUUCCCGCGCAAGCUCUCCACCUCCAAACAGGAUUGGAUCUGCGGCGGUGAGAACAACGACCAAGAGCCAGCAACGAAAGCAGCGCAAGGAUGCCUUGAAGCAGGAGACUAAGCUGAUUGCUGAAGCCCCGAAGGAGCCAGAGGAGCAUGCACCGGUCCUUGGGCGAAAGAAGAAGCAAAAGAAGGAGAAGCCUGCCAAGGCACCCCAGCCUCGUCCUGCGACACCUGUCCAGGAGCCAGUCAAGGCCGAGCCCACUCCUGCAGAGCCUGCUGUGCCAGAGCAACCCAAGGAGAAAGAGAUAGAACAGAAACCCGUCAAGAGCAAGGCUGCCCAGAAGAAGGCUGCCAAGGGCAAAGGCAAGGCAAAGGAGGUUGAGCCAGAGGUGGCUCCUACGCCGCAGUCACCUCCCCAGGAGCCUGCUGUGACCGAGCCUGAGACCCCUGAAGUGCCAGAGAAGCCACAGCCAGGCCCAUCCUCUGUGUUUACCGAGAUUAAGAACGCCUUGUGGUCCUCGAGCAUCGACAAGUUGCACCUACUCAAGCCUAUCUCAGGCAGCUCAUCCCGCACUGACCCCAACUCUGCCAACAGCAACGCCAAUAAGGCUGGCCAUUGCAAGGACUGCUCUUGCAAGUGUGGUGAGAUUCAGGAUGAAGAUCUGGCAGCUCUGCGCGCUGGAAAGCCUGUCCGCAAGCAGUUCCACGUGGAUGGCAGCCGGAUGCUCAUCACCCCCAACGGAGACUGCAUUCGUGGUCUUACCCCUGAAGAGGAGGAUGCUUUCCUUGAGCUCCAGGCUGCUAUCGCGGCUACAGCAGAGAACCCAGGAGCCUUCAUCGCCCCUCGACACCAGCCAGGAAGCGGCGCCUUUUCUCUGAUCAAGGGCCGAGCCGUUCCUAACGGUCGACCCAACAUCUUCCCUGCCACCGCUCAACCUCAGUCGCAGGAUCCUAUUGGGAAGCUUCAACGUGAGGAUGCGCUCAGCUACAUCAACCAGUACGUCCUCCCUCGCCUCAACCUGGGGGCCACCAACAUGGGAUUCCCUAAGGGGGCAUCUCCUACCAAGGACGCGGCUGCUGCGAGCCUCAACUCUCUGGCACCCUACUUCUACGGGCCUGAUGCUGCUGCUGGCGUUGGUAUCUACACGCCACCUGAUGGAGCCCGAGCGAUGCAGGACUUUAGCUCGGCCGGCAUGUCGAGCGAGGAGCGUGGCAAGAACUUUGGCAUGGGCGUUAGUGGCAUGCCCCUUAUGAGCGUUGAGGAUGCCGAGGGUGCCCUUGCGGCUGCUCGUCGCGAGACGGAGAAGCUGGAGAAGGGGCUGAACCAGGUCAUUCGACGCAACAGACGGCUGCUUCUUGGAAACGGCAACUGA
Molecule: messenger RNA, 4485 nt
Organism: Fusarium keratoplasticum
Lineage: Eukaryota; Fungi; Ascomycota; Sordariomycetes; Hypocreales; Nectriaceae
Product: RRM domain-containing protein
Exons: 6
Coding region: 1-4485 (1494 amino acids)
Biological process (GO): protein ubiquitination
Cellular component (GO): CCR4-NOT complex
Molecular function (GO): ubiquitin-protein transferase activity; RNA binding
Source: RefSeq, a predicted model, not a curated record